AUGUCGCGGACAGAAGUCCAGCAAGCUGAUUCCAUACAUGAGGAAGACCCUCACAACGAACCUCCGAAGAAACAGAAGAGCAGACGCCCCGCAAAUACCGCGUUUCGGCAGCAGAGGCUGAAGGCAUGGCAGCCUAUUCUGACACCCAAGACCGUCCUCCCCCUCCUCUUCGUCGUGGGCAUCAUUUUUGCCCCCAUCGGUGGGCUUCUUCUAUGGGCGAGCGCAAGUGUACAAGAACUGAGGAUUGAUUACACCGACUGCAUUUCGACUGCAGGAAACAACAACUUCACUCAGAUCCCCGAUUCCAAAGUUCACUCGUCCUUCAAAACAUCCAGCAACGCGGUGAGGGCGGAAUGGAAGAGAUCAACAGACAGGACGACCCCGCCGUGGAGCGUCCCGAUCGAAGACACUCCUAUUUGUACUCUUCAGUUCUCCAUUCCCAACGACAUCGGUCCUCCAGUUUAUUUGUACUAUCGCCUCACCAAUUUCUACCAAAAUCAUCGGAGAUAUGUGAAGUCGCUCGAUACGGAUCAACUAAAGGGAGAUGCUCUCAGCAAUCACACGAUCAGCAACAGCGCCUGUAAUCCGCUCAAACUGAACCACGAAGGCAAGGCCUACUACCCGUGUGGGUUGAUUGCCAAUUCCAUCUUCAAUGACACUUUAAAUUCUCCAAAACUUGUGAACGCAGCAGGGAAUACGCCUGCGCAACCAUACGUCAUGACCAACCGGAGCAUCGCCUGGAGCUCUGAUGCAUCUCUUUACAAAAAGACAAAAUAUACCAACGAACAGGUGGCUCCACCUCCUAACUGGAUCAAGCGUUAUCCGAACUACACCGACGAACACCCAAUCCCGGAUUUGUCGCAAUACGAAGAGUUCCAAGUCUGGAUGAGGACAGCUGGUCUGCCCACGUUCAGUAAACUAGCCCUGCGCAAUGACGAUGACAAAAUGACGGCGGGCAUCUACCAGAUGGAGAUAUAUGACUUCUUCCCAGUUUCAGUGUAUGACGGGACCAAGAGCAUCCUGAUCUCGACGAGGUCGGUGGUGGGUGGCAAGAACUCGUUCUUGGGGAUUGCAUACGUUGCCAUUGGCGGAUUAUGCAUCGUUCUGGGUGCAUUGUUUACUCUUGCACAUCUGAUCAGACCCAGAAAACUUGGUGACCAUACGUAUCUAUCAUGGAACAACGACGCUCCGGCGACCGGAAUCCUCGCCACUGGUCGCGAAGUUCGACCUGGAGGGUCUUAA
Messenger RNA from Fonsecaea pedrosoi CBS 271.37, 1242 nucleotides. RefSeq lists its product as uncharacterized. Gene Ontology annotation, cellular component: endoplasmic reticulum; plasma membrane; Golgi apparatus. The transcript has 6 exons. Bases 1 to 1242 code for a protein of 413 amino acids. The record is from RefSeq and is a predicted model, not a curated record. Lineage: Eukaryota; Fungi; Ascomycota; Eurotiomycetes; Chaetothyriales; Herpotrichiellaceae.